AUGGAAGGAAACAAUCUCACAGUUGUGAAGGAAUUCAUUCUCCUGGGAUUUUCUGAUCUUCCCAACCUCCAAGGAUUUCUCUUUGGUGUUUUCUCUGUCAUCUACCUAAGUAUAUUGAUAGGAAAUGGUCUCCUCAUUGUCAUUACGAAGAUUGAUCCAGGUCUCCAAACACCAAUGUAUUUUUUCCUGGGGAACUUUUCCUUCUUGGAAAUCUGUUACACAUCAGUCACUCUACCCAGAAUACUGGCAGAUCUCUGGACCCAAAAGAGAACUAUUUCAUUCCUACAAUGUGCUGUACAAACUUGUUCCCUUUAUAUUCUGGGAGUGGCAGAAUGCUUGCUCCUGGCAGUGAUGGCAUAUGAUCGUUAUGUGGCCAUCUGUAAGCCUCUCUACUAUCCUCUCAUCAUGAACCACAAUGUAUGUAUUCAGCUGAUUGUGGUGUCCUGGGUUAUUGGGGUUCCAAUACUUAUAGUAGAAACCUAUCUGAUUUUCUGUCUGAAUUUUUGUGGCCCUAACAAACUUAAUCAUGUAUUUUGUGAUGCUCCACCAUUAUUGGAGUUGGCUUGUGGAGACACAUAUAAGAUAGAAAUCUCUGUUCAAGUUGCUGCUUUGGCAUUUGUCAUAACUCCAUUUUUAUUGAUACUCACUUCCUAUGUUAAAAUCAUAACCACCAUCCUGAGACUGCCUUCUACCUCAGGUAGAGCCAAGGCCUUUUCCACCUGCUCUUCACAUCUCAUGGUUGUAGGCUUAUUCUAUGGGUCUGGAAGUAUUGUGUAUUUGAGGCCAAAAACCCGCCACUCCACUGGAUCAGUCAAAGUGUUUGCUCUUUUCUAUACCACUGUCACCCCAGUAUUCAAUCCCUUGAUAUAUAGCCUCAGAAAUAAGGAUGUCAUUGCUGCACUGAAAAAAUUGCUUCCUAAGUGA
Antechinus flavipes (yellow-footed antechinus) is the source of this 924-nucleotide messenger RNA. RefSeq names its product olfactory receptor 10AG1-like. Gene Ontology annotation, molecular function: G protein-coupled receptor activity; olfactory receptor activity. Gene Ontology annotation, cellular component: membrane. Lineage: Eukaryota; Metazoa; Chordata; Mammalia; Dasyuromorphia; Dasyuridae. Gene Ontology annotation, biological process: G protein-coupled receptor signaling pathway. The record is from RefSeq and is a predicted model, not a curated record. The transcript has a single exon. Bases 1 to 924 code for a protein of 307 amino acids.